GUUAGUUUUCACUCUUCAAAAUGAAUACCAGGGAGUAAGUUAUAAUGGCAGUAAUGUUUUGACACCUGAGCAUGGUUUAAAUGGGGGUAUUAGGAUACGAAGCCAUGGAUUAAUUUAAGUGUGAUUUUCAGAUUAAAGAUGUGAAAAACGGCGAAAGAGGAAUAAUGGCUUCCUUGGGAUGGCAGGGAACAGGUGUAUGUUUGAUUUUUCAUAUGAUGAUACUACAUUAUAGGCCUAGUGUGUGUGGUGAUUCGAGUUCCAUAGUUAUUCCCUUUACAAUCCCAGUGAAUACAUUCAUAACGAAGCUUUCCACCAGCCAUGCUGAAUUCAACACCAAUAGAAAGCUAGCCAAAUCAUUCUUCCAUAUCUCUGAGGAUGGAAAAUUAACAACGAAAAAGGAAUUGUUUUCACAUGUUGGAAAAUCAUUUUCUCUCUUUCUAUCAAAUGACUUCAAUGAAUAUCCAUUCAUUGACACUUUACAUUUAAACAUAAGUCCCUCAUCGGAGCUAAAAGCAUUUUCCAGUCAGACUUUUUAUGGCACGAUUCAGGAAAAUCUGCCACCUGAUUCAGAAGUGAAAUGGAAGGAAAAAAUCCAUCUAAAUUUUCAUGCAGUGAAAUACACUUUACAACCUUCAAAUAAAAAAUUCAUAGUGAACAUUACAACAGAUUCCACAUCUAUCUCUCAAGUGAAAAUUGUGACUACAAUUGAGCUAGAUCGUGAAAGUGCGAGUGAAUACAAUUUCAUUUUAAAGGCUUGGCUGAAUGAUUCUGUAUACACAUCUACCAUUUUAAAAAUCAAAGUCCUUGAUAUCAAUGACUGCAUUCCAAAAUUUUCUCAGAAAAUUUAUAAAAGUACAAUUUAUCUAGAUAGUAUACUUGCACCUAAUACCAAGGUAUUGAAAAUUUCUGCAUUUGACCAAGAUUUAGCAGAUCAAAUAAUCUACAGUCUAAGUGGUACAACAGCCUUUGCCAUUCAUCCAAAUUCAGGUUAUUUGACUACAAAUGCAGUACGUCCAGGAAGCUAUAACUUCAAAGUCUAUGCAACAGAUACCAGUGGAAAACAAUCACAUGCAUUAGUAUCUAUCCGCAUCCUCCAAAGUACUCUAAAGUUUAGACCAUUCCAUCAAAUUUCCAAACGUCAAGCAAAAUUCAUGACAGUGGAAAAAACCUAUGUUGUUCUAGAAAAUCAAACAGCUGGAACUGUUGUCUUCAGUGUGGCCUCUGUACCAGCAGCACCGCCAGGGACGGAGUUUUAUUCCAUUCUCUACGACUCUAUUCAGGCUUUUCAGGUGGACACGAGGGGGAAUGUCUACCUGAAGAGUGGCCGCAUCCUAGAUUAUGAGAAUCCCCAACACAGAAAUGUGACAGUCCGCUUCAACAUCACCUCCUCCCUAUCCCAAGAUUACCAGAUUUGGACUGUACAUUUGAAUGUGACAGAUGUAAAUGAUGAGAAGCCAAGAUUUGUAAACCAGCCUCACCCAUUCCUAGCCACAGUAGCUGUCAAUCCCAGAAUAGGAGAACUAGUAUACGAACUCCUAGCAACAGAUCCUGAUACAAACUCUGAUAUACAGUAUAAUCUGGUGUCUGGUGGAGAAGGGAAAUUCACAAUAGAGCACAUAGACAGGGGCAUUGGUCGACUAGGUCGCAUAGUGACGACAGUUAAUGGGAAUGGACAGUUCAUACCGGGUCAGGAGUAUGAACUGGUGGUCUCUGCUCAGGACCUGGGGGCCCCCGACAUACAGAAGUCUAACUUUGAAGUUGUACGCGUGUUGGUGGGCUCCAGGCCCCCACAGUUCUACAGCUUUUACAAACCUUAUGUGGCCUUUAUCACCGAAAACAAUCAACCGGGAUACAAGUUGCAGUCAGAAGGAACGACUCUGAUUGUCCAAGCCAAGGCUUUCCAGUCUAAGUCUGACAAGGGGGCUGUGGAAUACCAGCUUACAGACAACUCUGGCUACAUCAGCUCUGUAUUCUCCAUCAACUCUGAAGGGGAGAUCGAGGCCUUACAGAGCCUGGACUACGAGACUUCACCUCACACUUACACCCUCAAACUUAUAGGCACCGAAAAGUCCACAGGGCUCAGUAAUGCCACCCAGUUGAUUGUUCACCUCGAAGACGACAAUGACAAUGCUCCAGUGUUUGAAUUAUCUACUUAUACCAAUGUCACAAGUGAAGGCACACCUGUCAACGCAGUCCUGUUUUCAGUGACAGCAACAGACAAAGACUCCGGGUCUAAUGCUGAGCUGACAUACACUGUCAGUGAUGAUAGCUUUGUCAUAGAAACCAGAAAAGUCAAUGGAAAAUACAUCGGGGAUCUAAAAGUGGCAAAGAGAUUAGAUUAUGACAGUCGCGCUGAUCGCCAGUAUAAGUUUGACGUCAAAGCCACCGACCACGGUAACAAGUCGUUCUCUGGACAGGCCAGUGUGGUGCUGUACGUGACUAACAUUAAUGAUGAGGCCCCGGUGUUCAGUGAGGAGAAGGACAAUAUCGUGGCUAAGAUCCGGGAGGAUCAGAAGGCGGGGAGUUAUGUCACCACCGUACAGGCUGUGGACCCUGAUGGGGACAACAUCAAGUACUACUUCUCUCCAAAGCAUCAAGUAUCAAAAAACUCCUUGUUCAGAAUCGAGCCAAAUUCUGGAAUAAUCACCCUGACCAAUACAAUUCCUCCCAGCAUUCCCAGCUACAUUUUGAAUGUGACAGCAUACGAUGAUGGAAGUUGUUGUGGGGGCUAUCCUCGACUUAGCAGUAGUUCCUUUGUCAUCAUUAAGAUCAUGGACAUUAACAACAAUAAUCCCACAUUUCCCAGCUGUAAUUAUGCACCUUCAGUGUUGGAAAAUCAGCCACCAGGAACAAGAGUUGUUGAUGUUAAGAUUUAAGAAUUCUCUGUUGUAACCCCUAACAACCAAGAAAAGAACUUUGUCAAAGAAACCGUGGUUACCAAAAAACGUGAAAGUUGGUGUUACUCGGUCACCAUCAAAGCAGAGGAUCAUGGGGAAUCUCAACAGCUGAACACGCUCUGUACUUUCUGGGUGAGGAUUCUGGACAUUAAUGACAAAUGUUUGAUAAAUCCGAGUCGUAAAAUUGCUGACCUUGGUCAGGUACGAGGGUUGUCCCAAAAAGUCGUAGACAAUCUUUACCAAGAGAAAAUGAUUUUGAGAAUAAUGGCCAAAGAUAAGGGAAUUCCCCCUCUCUCCUCCAAUGCUACCAUAACUAUAACCUUGACCACAGGAAACCAGAACCCUCCCACGUGGAACGACAACUAUGAGGGUCAGACAUACACAGUGAAUGAAACCUCCCAGAUUGGGUUCCCGAUCGCCACAUUCAGUGCCACCUCCCAUGUGGACCCACCACUGGAUGGAGUCAGUUUUGCUUUGGUGGAUUCCAACGGGAACUCUCAGCAGACUGUGGAAAACUUCCGUGUGGAUUCCCAGGACAAGACAAUGAAGCUUAAGGUGGCUAAUCCACUUGAUGUCAGUGUGAAGAGUCUGUAUACUCUGAGAUUGAGAGUGACGAAUCAAGGUCUUACACCUCUGUCUGAUGAGAUAAGGAUCACGGUGAAGGUCCUAGACAUGAACAACAAGCAGCCACAGUUUGAAGGACUGGACCCCACCCUCAGUAAUUCCUACAGAGGCAGUGUCCCAGAAAAUGAGGAGCCAGGACAGUCAGUCAUUACAGUCAAAGCUGUGGAUCCUGAUCUCCAGGCACCAAAUAAUGUGGUUAGCUACAGUCUAGUGCCUGAUAGAUAUGAUGCCUUCAAGAAAUUCCAGAUAGAUCCCAAUAGUGGUUUAAUCUCCACAAACUACACCUUUGACAGAGAAACCAUGAAGGUGUACUAUAUUACUAUCAUGGCACAAGAUGGAAGGGCCUCAGACAUCCCAUACCAUGAACCCAGAGGGACAUCUAACUCUGCCACAACACAAGUGAUGGUGACCAUUGCUGAUAAGAAUGACAACACGCCUUACUUUGAGAAAUUGUUAUAUGAGAAGGACGUUCAUGAGCAGCCAGCAGAUAGCAGUAAAUCUAUCCUGACUGUCAGGGCCAGGGACAUUGAUGAUGCUGACACCCUGACCUACACAAUUACAAGUGGAAACACUGGAAAUGUCUUUGGCAUCAAGUCCAAGACAGGGGAUAUCUAUGUGGCCAAAGAUCUAGAUUUUGAAACGCCACCAAAUUUGUACAAGCUGAAUGUCACUGUCAGUGAUGGCUACCAUAGCAACUACACAGAGGUCAAGGUCAGGGUGAAGGACAUCAAUGACAAUGCCCCCGAGUUUUCUCAGUCAGAGUAUAUUGUCACCAGUGUAGUGGAGGAACAGCAGCCACCUGCUGAAGGAUUGUUUCUGAUAAAGGUUAGUGCAACAGAUAAGGAUACCUCCAGGCAAACCAACUUUAGGUAUAGUCUGAAUACAGAGUAUCGGGAUACUUUUCAAAUCCAUCCAACAUCAGGAGUGAUAACACUACACAAAUCUCUGGACCGAGACCUUCCUUUUGGUCAUGCAGAGUACCAGUUUAAUGUCCUGGUUGUCGAUGAGCCCAACACUGAAGGGGCCUUGGUGGGAUAUGCUUAUGUCAAGGUCAAACCUCAAGAUAUUAAUGACAAGGUUCCAGAGUUUACUCGUGAACUUACUGGUUUUGUUCCAGAAAAUUCUGAAAAAGGUAAAAUUGUGAUGACAGUUAGAGCUGUAGAUUACGACUUGGGAGAAAAUGGCACAGUAUACUACACCCUUGGGAAUAAUCGGCCAGCAGAUCCCAAAACAGGAGACAGUUUGUUUGUGAUAGACAGCAUCACAGGGCUAGUCAGAUCCAACACAAACACGCUGGACAGAGAAAAAGUGGACCAGUACAUACUGCCCGUCAUAGCCACAGACCGAGGAAAAAUCCCUCUUAGCAGCACCGCCUCUCUCACGAUUCAAAUCACGGACAAAAAUGAUGAGAGGCCAAGGUUCAACAAAAAGAUUUACAGAGCCACGCUACCGGAGAGCCAGACUUCAGGGUUGAUAAUCACAGUGGCUGCCACUGAUGACGAUAUCGGGAAUAAUUCUAAAGUUACUUACUCCCUGAAAAGUGACCUCAACUUCUUCUCCAUCAGUAGCCUGCCUUCCAAUAAAGGGGCCCUCAAUGUCUAUAAGCCUGUGGAUUAUGAGGACCCCAAACAGCGGUUCUUCAAUCUGACGGUCCGUGCCAGGGAUAAUAACCCCCUCCAUUAUGAUGAGGCCUACAUAGAGAUCACAGUGACUGACGCCAAUGAUGAAGCCCCUACGUUCACAGAGCCAGUUAAAACUGACUAUUUUCCUGAGAACAUUCCAGAGAAAUUCCUGCUCUAUACCUUCACAGCCUCUGAUAAUGACAGCUAUCCUAAUAAUCAGUUCUUUUUCCAAAUUCGAGAACAUUCGGACAGAUUUUAUGUGGAGCAGGAAGGCAAUCUGGCCCAUGUAAAAAUCCAGGCUGGUUUGGAUGGUCAGACACUGGACAGAGAAACAAAGGACCAGUACAACAUCCAGGUCUUAGCUAUUGACAAAGGCAGUCCACCAAAGACAGGCUCUGCCACCUUAAGGAUAAAGGUGACAGACAUUAAUGAUAACCCUCCCACAUUUGCGGAGAACUACAGACCUAUAGUGAUGGAGGAGACUGAUCCUAUUGUGACAGUGGGGACUUUCAGUGCUAUGGACCCAGACACACUUAUCUAUGGUCCUCCAUUUGUCUUUGAGCUUCCACCGUGUGACGAGAACCCUACUUGUCAUAAUGGGGAUCAGAACUUUUCUCUCUUUUAUGAUCCAAAUGGUGCAAAGGGAAAUGGAACUUGUACAAUAUUUGCCAACAAAAGAUUCCUUAGAGAACAAAAGAAGUUUUACCACCUGCCUAUCAUCAUGAAGGACAUGGGUGGGCGGGGCAAGCAUAUGAGUGGCACCAGUACCCUCACUAUCGAGAUAGGGGAUAAAAAUAACAACCAGCAUGUGGAUGGCUUCAAGGAAAUCUUUGUGUACAACUACAAAGGUAUGUUUGGCAAUGUAGAGAUUGGGCGAGCUAAUGCUAACGAUCCAGAUGACUGGGAUUAUGUAGAUAAACACUACACCAUGAUCAGCCGAAAUGGGAUGGAAAAAUUUUUCAAUGUCAGUAAGAUAAAUGGCACCAUUACAAUGAUGAGAGGAGUUCCUGCUGGUAUAUUUGAAUUUAAAGUGGAAGUCCAUGAUUUUAAAGUAUUUACAAAGAAAAAUGCUACAGCCACCAUAAAGGUGAUAGUCAAGGAGAUAUCAGAAGAGGCAGUGUAUAAGUCAGGAUCUGUCAGACUAACAGGAAUCACAGCUGAGGAGUUUGUUGAAAUACCUAAUGCUAUGUCAGGACAGAGUCAUUAUGAUAAAUUCCGCAGACUUCUGGCCGAGAAGUUGAGGGUCCCCUUGUCCUAUGUUGAGAUCUUUAGUGUGAUGAAGAAUGGUCCAUAUGUGGAUGUUAGAUAUGCUGCACAUGGGUCCCCAUGGUAUCCAGCAAACAAACUGGAUGGCAUCAUAGCCACAAAUAAAAAUCAGUUUGCUGCAGCAGCUGGAGGUCAGAUUGUCAUGGUUAACAUUGAUGAAUGUCAGAAGGAGAUCUGUGAGAGUGGGGGAUGCUCCAAUGUUCUGGUGGUGGACGAGAGGAAACCUAGCGUGGUUAACACUAAGACUCAGACAUUUGUGGGGCUGGGCACCAAGGUAGUGGCAGAGUGUCAGUGUAAAGCCAGGGACUUCUCACGGCCACUCAAGUGUACCCCAGACUUCUGCUUUAAUGGAGGGAUUUGUAUUGAGGACAACUGGGGGGACAUAAAAUGUGAAUGUCUCCCUAUGUUUGAUGGAUUCCGCUGCCAGCAGACGACACACAGUUUCUCCGGAGGAUACACACUAUACCCUCCCCUGGCUCAGUGUGAAGAGAGCAUUACCAGUAUAGAAUUCGCCACCCUAAAGGAAAGUGGACUCAUCUUCUACAAUGGCCCAGUGGACAAGAUGAGAAAGGGAGACCCCCAGGAUUUCAUUGCAUUGUCACUAAUUCAGGGUUAUCCUGAGUUGAUUAUCAAUCACGGUACAGGAGCAGUCAGUUUGAGGGUGAUGGGUAAAGACAAAGGGGGGAUCACCAGAAUGCCAGUCUUAAAUGAUGGAGCCUGGCAUCACCUCAACAUCAUACGGAAAGGAAGGGAAGUUACGCUGACAGUGGAUCACUGUAAAAAUGCACAGUUUGAUACCCAUAGUGAAAGCAGGGAAGAUCGGCGACCUUGUGAGGUCACUGGGUCAACAUCAGGUCAAAAUAAGUACCUCAAUGUUAACCAGAUGCUUCAGAUGGGAGGACGUUACACCACUCCUGACUUUCCUCAGGGAAUCACACAGGAAAGAUUUGAGGGAUGCAUCAGAAACUUGUACCACAAUGGAGAGCUGUAUGACUUGUACACGAGUUUGAAUCACCCUGGAGAGAAUCAUGGGAAUGGUUGUCCGGCGGAGGAGUCGGCCUGUAACAGUUUGAGUGGUAAGAGGUGUGGUGACCAUGGAACGUGUCAGAUGAUAACCCUCGGAGACUCAGAGGUGGAGUGUGUCUGUAAACCGGGGUAUCGACCAUCUACGUCAAAGUCUCCUAAAUGUACCCGAGAGACAACAAUCAGGAAUUAUACAGAGAAAGCAUAUAUGACAUGGAGUCUGAAAGAUAACUUCUUCAAUAUGCUAAGAAAGGAUAAAUUAGACAUUCACAUUAAAUUCAGGACCCGCGAUCUUGAUGGAGGGGUACUUCUUCAUCUGCCAUCAAACUCACAUGAAUACAUAUCAGUGCAGAUUAUCAAUGGCCAUGUUGCUGUGUUAUACAAUCUGAAGGACUAUGACAAUUCUUUUGCGGAUAAUAUAAUUUCCCUCUCAGAGGCCCCAGCAGCUAAUGGCCAAUGGCACAGUCUCUCAGUGAAAAGGAUUGGGAGAUGGUUUCAGCUCAAGAUGGAUAGUGGAGAAGGGCGGUACUACAAUGAAACAUGGGGCUCAACACAGGAUAGUCAAUUCUUUAACCUCAAGAGGGAUCAUAUAGUAUCGGGGUCAAUGGUGAAGUUUUACCCUAUUGCAGAUUUCCAUAGCAAAGAUCUUAGAGAGACUUGUGUGACAGACAUCAGGAUUAACAAUAAGUGGUUCCCCAUGAUGAUUGAGGAGAAUAGCCAGAGUGAUGCAGCGGAGGUGGAACUAAUAUCGGGGGUCAACAUGGGUUGUUUACGGGACGACUGUGCCCAGGCCCGCUGUCAUACCCUAGGACAGACAAUCAAACAAAUCUGUGUACCUCUCUGGGGAACUCAUGACUGCAGGUGCCCUCCUGGCAGUGAGCCUGGGGUAGGUAGCACAUGCCUGGCACUGGAUCAUUGUCAAGGCAUCAAUCCCUGUAAAGCAGGAGGUACCUGUAUAAACCUGCCUUUCCCUGGGACUUUCCGUUGUAUCUGUCCUAAAGGCUGGAUUGGCCCCACCUGUAACCAGCAGGCCAGUGCUGUGGAGGAGGUGGUGGAAGCGGGGGGCAUCAAGAUGGAGGUCCUCGUCAUCAUCAUUGUUAGUCUCAUAGCUGUUACUUUAAUUGCAUUCCUGGUGUUUCUACUGUGGCGGUCGCUCAGUAAGCGAGACAAGCGCAGGUCUAUUCUUUAUGAUGAUCAGUAUGAUGACAUCAGGGAGAAUGUGGUCAACCAUGAUGAGGAAGGGGCAGGUGAAGAAGAUCAAACCUGUUAUGACAUAACAAGGCUACGGAAACCUGAUUCUAGUUUUGAUAGAGGAUAUUACUAUUCAACAUUGUCAGCUAAAUAUAGAAAAGGUUUACCAUUAGAUAGUCCAGAGGUUGCAGCUUUUAUUUGCGACCGUAUCCAGGAUGUGAAUGAGGACCCCGCUGGACCACCCCACGAUAACGUGAUGGUGUUUUCCUACGAAGGAGGGAGCAGCACUGCCGGCUCACUGAGCUCCCUCAACACAAACAGUAGUGAUAACGACCAGGACUACGAUUACCUGAAUGACUGGGGACCAAAGUUCUCAAGUCUCGCCGUCAUGUACAAAGGGGAUGAAGUCGAUUGAGAAUAAGUUAUUUAAUAGGGAUUUUAAUGAAUAUUUUUGUAAGUUCUUUUUUGUACCAAAGAUCCAUGUUUCCAUGUGUGCACUAGUCAAAAGACAAUGACUGUCUUAUUUCAUAUACACAUGUCCAACUCUCCCCAAUUUUACAGAUUGAGGGUUUUUUGGUCAUGGUCUAUAAUGUAGGGAUGAAAACUUACAGAUGCAAAAUGAGCUAUUACAGUAUGGAUAUGCAAUAUGGUUUUAGAAAAUGUCAGAUUUUUUAUCUGAUAAGUCUUAAAUGAGUUUUUUUGAAGCUAGUUAUGCAGACAAAGUUCUAGUCUUGAUCAUUGCAUUAAGCACAGUUGAUCAGCAUUAAUGUUUUUAAAGUCUAUUUUCACACUAGUCUAUUGAAGGUUGUGAGAUUUUCCCUCUUAUAUUUUCAAUUUUAAACAAAAACCUGUUUUUAUCACUACACAAAUAAUUAAUCUUAUAUCAUUGUUUUAUUUUCCCACCAAACAACUGUGCCAAAGUCAUAGUAGCCGAUUUUAAAGAAAAUUUCUCUUAUAUGAAAUUUUGCUUCAAUUUGAGUGAUCAUCAGUAAAUAUGUAGAAUUUUAUACUCACAUGUUCGUUGAAGAAAUAAUAAUGUAGGCUUAAGGCAAAUCAGGUUAAAUUAUUUGAAAACAUUCCAGUAUAUGUCCAAAUGUUUAAAGUUCUGUAGUGUUAAUUUAUUUCAUGUUUAAGUGUCAAGAGCUACAUGUAUUUGGUGGUUUGCACAAUGUCAAGUCUUUCAUGAGUCUUGGUUAUGACUUAUGUUAAAAGUAUAUGUCAGUUUUGGUAUCUGUGAACAUUUUGCUUAGUUACCCAUUCUAAGAUUAAAAUAUAAAAUGAGUACACAAAACAAAAAAAUUCAUGCAAUUAGGAUGUUAAUCUUGGAUUGAUUGCCAUGAAAGAUAAUCCUAUCGGAACUUCAGCUUUCUAACACCAAAGCAUUUUAAUCAAAUAAAAUCCAGCAGUGUUUGAAAGACAAACACAGCUAUUUUUUAAUAUGUACAUGUAAUAGCAUAUCAAGAGAUUCUAAGAAGGUGAAUAUGAUUGUCAGUAGAUGUUUGACAUGUAUAACAGUUGUCCUAUGUUGGGGCAUUUAAAGUACUUGAUAGUACUAGAGUGGUCGACAAAAUAUAAUACAUGUAUGUGUUUGCUGUAUUUUUAGUGCAAAGCAUGUUGUCAUUGCUAUUUUAAAUGAAUGUUCAGUAUUAAAUCUUGGCCAAUGUCAAGUUAGUUUUAUCUGCAUGUAUUUAUACAUGUACAAUAUUGUUCAUGUCUAUUUCAACAAAUAUUUCCAUGUAAAAGUUGUGUCAUUUUAGAGCUAUUGAAUCCAUAUCCUUUCCAUUUGAAUGACUUUUUCUAUGAUGUCAAUGUUGUAUGCAUGUUUAUGUGAUAAUGUGUGAGGGAAAAAUAUAAGGAUUAAUAGAUGUUAUCUUCAUGUGCGGUCUUUGCUGUAAAACUCAUGUACAUAUACUUGUGAACAAAUUGUUUUUUGUAUUAUUAGUGUGUUAAGCUGCAUUUACUUGAGCAUUUCACUUCAGCAAGAGUUAAUCACUUCAGCAAGGUGCUUUAAAUAUACAUGUAUGUAGGUGCAAUUUUCUAUAUAUGCCAGUUUUCUUUGCCAGUUGUGUAAAUAAGUCUGUGUUGAGUCAGAAAUGGUUGUGAGUUGGUUAUUUUUUUGAAAUUUUGCUUUAUUAGUUUACAUUUGUUUUUUCCCCUGAUUUUUUUCAUUCUAAUUUUAGUUCCUUUAAUAUUUUUACAUUUUUUUUCUCUGGUUUUCUGUUGUGAUCUUUGUUACUUGAUCUUUCAAUAUCUGGUUAAUGAAACAAGCAAAAACUAAAUAAAUUUCUUUUUUCAUUGACAAGCAGGGUACUUUGAGAUUAAAAAGUGAAUUUGAUAAUGGUUGUAGUUAUAUGAUGUAAUUUUUUUUUACUGAUUUUUAAAGGGCUCUGUUGCUAUUUUUUGUGCAAUAGGUUCCUUGUCUCUUUAUUUUAUUGUUACACUUUUUUUAAGUUCUAAUGGCUUUACAGCUUUAGUAGUUUACAUAUUCAGAUUAUAGUGUUGUGAAACAUUAGUUUUUACCAUGUUUAUCACCAUCUUGAAUAUUUUUUAAUGAAGAUUUAAAUUAAAAGUACGCAAAAACAU
Saccostrea cuccullata (small rock oyster) is the source of this 11206-nucleotide messenger RNA. Its product is annotated as putative neural-cadherin 2. Gene Ontology annotation, biological process: cell morphogenesis; adherens junction organization; calcium-dependent cell-cell adhesion. Lineage: Eukaryota; Metazoa; Mollusca; Bivalvia; Ostreida; Ostreidae. The record is from RefSeq and is a predicted model, not a curated record. Gene Ontology annotation, cellular component: adherens junction; catenin complex; plasma membrane. Gene Ontology annotation, molecular function: calcium ion binding; cadherin binding.